AUGCUUCUCCACGAGGCACUGCUGUGCACAGAGUGCCCCAUCUGCUUGCAGCCGCUAGGCUGUCGUAUUCGGCCUCCCCACAGCCGCCCCGCCUCUCCGCCCAUCCUCGUCACCCCCGCGAGAGUCACCACCGACAACAGCGAGGCCACAAGUAGUACGAGUCCGUCGGGCAGUUCCCCGCACUCGCCGUUGCAGCUGGACGGGUUAACCACCUUAGGUGAGGCAAACGAGUUCCGCAUCACGUUUGCACCCGGUGUGUACGGGAUCGAUGCUGCCGAUCCGUGGCACCCAAGCCUUGCCACCCCGUCUCCAGCGUCCCCCCAUGAGCUAUCAAGCUCGCUGGAUCAGCGCAGCUUUGCGCUCAGUGGGGCGAGUCUGUCUGGAAGCGGUCACGCUGCCGACAGCAGCAGCGUCGAAGGCACCACCGGCGUUGUGGUGCUGCCGUGCGGACAUCUUCUGCACUACCUAUGUGCGAUGCAGCUGUGCGAGUACGCCACCCAUCCGUCCUGUCCAGUGUGCCGGCUGAAACUCGCCUCCGACGCGGAUUUGAUUCUCUUCCGUCCCCAGCUGCGAGCCUCAUCGAUCGUCGCAGCCCAGGCGCCUGUUGGCAUCUCUUUCAGCUGCACGAGCGCCAUCACCACACGAAAGCGCCGUAGACCAGAAGAGGCGGAGAGGGUGGAGCACUGCACACAGUGUGCAGAUAACCACGGAACGGACGACAACGCCAACAGUGGUCAGGUGUUCUCGCUCGAGUCGGCAUCGCAGCGAGUCUGUGCGCCGAGCCCCGCUGUCGUGCACACCUUGACGUCGAAAUCUGGUGGCGAGUGCAGUGCCACCACGCGUAUUCUCAAGGACGUUUUGGCGCUGACGGACGCCUGCGCGACACCGAAGACGCUGAUUUCGCCUGGUACGUCGCGUCAGGAAAUUGGCAGCGAUGUGGAUGCGAGCCAAGACGAGGACGACAUUACGAUCGUCGGUGCCCGUCAACUUCCGCCCUCUCAAGCCUACGCUGAACUGCUGCUUCGCACCACUGCCACCUGGACGGAGCGGGCAGAAACGCUGAAGACGCGAGUAGAGCACCUUGAGAGAAGUCAGCAGCAGCUGCAGAGCGACUGCAGUGAGCUCGAGCGCACUCUCACUGUUGCGCGGCGUCGCCGUGAGCUGCUGCUGACUUCCUCCUCGCCGAAAGAUGAGCAGGACACGCUUCGGUCGGCACAACGACUGCGUGAGCUGCGUCGCCUCUCUCUCGAGACACGAACGGCCAUGUUGACCUCCACGGCACAGCUGGCAGAGGCGAUCCGCGACCACGCGGAGGUGCAGCGGCAGACAGAGAAGUACAUGCGCAAGUUGUCGAGGCUCGACUGUGAAAAAGGAGACGGGGGCACCGGCGCCAGCAGCAGCGGCGUCUGA
This is a messenger RNA of Leishmania braziliensis MHOM/BR/75/M2904, 1410 nucleotides long. RefSeq lists its product as hypothetical. Bases 1 to 1410 code for a protein of 469 amino acids. The record is from RefSeq and is a predicted model, not a curated record. NCBI's taxonomy places the organism in Eukaryota, Euglenozoa, Kinetoplastea, Trypanosomatida, Trypanosomatidae. The transcript has a single exon.